This is a messenger RNA of Trematomus bernacchii (emerald rockcod), 3920 nucleotides long. It is a transcript of the gene unc13d, whose product is annotated as unc-13 homolog D (C. elegans). Lineage: Eukaryota; Metazoa; Chordata; Actinopteri; Perciformes; Nototheniidae. The record is from RefSeq and is a predicted model, not a curated record.
ACACACACACACACACACACAUCAGGCAGGUUGUUAAAUAUCCUCAUCAUCAUCAUCAUCAUGUCCAGGGAAAGACACACCGUCAGAAAGGGAGAUAAUCUGCUGCAAACACCUGACCAGGGACAUGGAUCAGCAGGACUCAGACAGUUGUCGCCCAGCCAUUCACGUAAACUGGGGGUUACGAGGAAAAUGCGAGAAAGGAGGGAUUUGAAAGAAGAUGAAAACCCAGAAGAGAAAGCACGGAAACACAAAGAGCGUGAGCUGAAGCCUCUGUACAAAGAGCUGCUGUACACCAUCACUCAUAAGAUGGGAAAACCUUCAACAACCGAGAUCUUCACAGAAAACCAACUUCACCAGUACAUUAAGGAGGCUUUCACUAUGACAGAGUCGGAGCACGAGAGCCUGGCAGAGCGAGCGGAGGGGACAGAGCCCCCAGUUUACUGCCUCAUGGCCACCGUGAAGGAAGCCAAGGGAAUUCUGGGAAAAGACGUCAGUGGUUUCAGUGACCCGUACUGCAUUAUAACCGUAAUGGAGGACGAGGAGGAGAGUCGGACGCGUCGAUCCAGAUCCAAACCCUCUAAAUCUAUUGUAAAAGACGCCGUUUCCGAUGAUAAAAUCUUCCAAUCUGACAUAAAGAAGCAAACUCUGAACCCCAUCUGGAACCAAACCUUCAUACUAGAGUUUGAAGACUUCGCUGGCGCAAGUUUUCACCUCGAGAUGUGGGAUAAAGACGAGCAGGUUUCUCUCACUCAGAAACUAGAGGACAUCAAAAGCAACUUUAACAGUUUACGACGGAUGAUCAAGGAGGCCCAAAAGGAGAAAGGAACAGAUGACUUUUUGGGGAAAGUGGUCCUAAAACUACAGGAUCUCCACUGUACUGAAGACAACUGGUACAAUCUGGAGCCGAGGACAGAGACGUAUCCCGACCGCGGACAGUGCCACCUGAACCUCAAGUUCAUCCAUAAAGCGAGAGACGGGACUCUGAGCGCCGGUCGCAGUUCGUACAUCAACUACUGCGGGAUCCUGCAGCAGUUUGUUGAGGCUUACAUCUCCAAGCAACAGGGCUCGGCUCCGUGGAAAGGCGAUCUUUGCGGCGAGGCUCAGACGCUGCUGGAGUUUUACGCCACGCAGAACGACCUCUCACCUUUUCUGCAGGACCUGGCGUGAUGGGUGGCGUACAGUAAGCUGUAUCAGAGUUUGGAGGUGGACUCCUCUGUUCUCCUGCAGAGCCUCACCCCAGCGUGGAAAUACCACUGGCACCAGCAGGAGCUCCCCAACCAGCAGAAACAGGAGCUGGGCGACUCUCUCCACGGUUUCCUGAAGUACGGACUGUGUCUCGUGUCCAAAUACAGAGACAUCUUCCCCCCCGACCCCAAAAACACUCCCAAACUACACACUCUGCUCAGGAUCUUGGUGCAGAUCUGUAAGACUCAGGCGUUUCAGAAACUGAACCCGGCUGAGUUUGAGUUACACGACGAGGUCAGCGACGCCAUACUGACAGGCACAGAGGAGUGGUUUAACAUCCAGAAGGGUCUGAAUCAGCCCAUGACGAAGGAUCUGUCAGAGAUCGUGAGCGCCCUCUCCAGGCUGAUCGUAGAAGUUCAGGAGGACAUUAAACACAACAAGGACGCCUGGAACAGAGUGUUUGUCAGCGCCGUGCAGGUGGACGUGUUCACCGUAGUCUAUAACGCUUUCGACUACCUGCUCGCAAAGGAAAUGAGGGACACCUUGUCUCUGAUCGAGGGUCAGAUGGAGCAGACGUUAGCCAACAACCUGUUCCCUGUGUACCUCAGUCUGCAGAACAUUCAGCAGGACAAGGCUUUCCUGCAGAAGAGGGGAGUUCUUGAGUUGACAAACUUCCAGGAGGGUUUCAGAGAGGCGCUGCCGUACUGGCUGAACCACGCUUUCAGCACCACUCAGGACCGGCUGGAGAGGGCCGUGCAGGUGGACCAGCUCCAGCCCCUGCAGUCUGGAUGUGUUCCCGUUAAACACAGCUCCUCCGCUGUCGAUCUGGUGGCUUUAAUCCAGCCGAUCUGCCAGCUGUGGGAGAAACUGUCCUGGCCCGACCCCGAGGAGGCCUUCAUGCUCAUGGUCAAAAUCACUGAGGAUGUGUGUAAGAUCGUGGUGAAUUACUGUAACUUACUGAAGGAGAGAGUCAGGGAGCUGUCGGAGAACUCGGACCACGGCAGCGCCAUCAACAUGUUGUGUGUGGUGGUGAACGACCUGGAGCACCUGCGCUCGGUUCUGACCCGUCUUCCCACGCAGCUGAACUGGGCCGGGCUUCGGGAUCGAACCCAGAAUGUGAUCGGAGAGAACCAGUUUCACAACACGCUGCCCGCCCAGCUGCAGCAAGCCAAGAGCGUGCUGGAGCGAGAGAUACGGUCCGCUUUAGACACUCUGGGGAAGCAGUUAAACACAGAUAUUGAGACGCAUGUCCGAAACAUGUCCACCAGGAAGAGGAUUCCCUCCAAGUCCACGGAGGACGCUGCAGACCCUCUGAUGCGCUACCUGGAGCAGGAGCUGCAUUAUAUGAAUGAAAACCUGGUUCAAGAGAACUUCAACAGUCUCCUGACUCCGUUGUGGAUCAACUCGGUGAAGAUCCUCCACCAGGUGGCUGCUCAGCACCAUCAGCACCAUCAGCAGGAAGGACUGAUGGUGUUCUGCCAGAGGCUGCAGUACACUCUGCAGUGCCUGGAGCAGUGCUUCCUCGCUGAGGGGAAUGGGCUCCCUCUGGAUAUAUUACACUCUGAUGAGUACAAGGCUCUCAAAACUCACCUGUCUCACAACUCUCUGAGCAGCUGGAAGCUUGUGGAGAAGUUUCUGGAAGGGAAAGUAUGGGAGCAGAAAGUGUACAACGGAGAGAAAUAUGGUGCGGUCACCCUCCUGGCGUCCUACAGGAGGUCAGACCAGAGACUCAGGAUCGAGGUGUUGAACGCCAUGAACCUCCUACCAAUGGACUCUAACGGUCUGAGCGACCCCUUUGUGCAGCUGUGUUUGGAGCCAAACCACAUUUUCCCUGAAGUGGAGCCUCGCUGCACACAGAUCAAAAACUGUGAUCUCAACCCCCUUUUCGAUGAGGCCUUUGAAUUUCUGAUUUCUCUGGAGCAGUGCCAGGCUUCAGGAGCGUGUCUGGUCGUCACGGUGUUCGAUCACGACACUUUGAGGACGGACGACUUUGAAGGCGAGGCGUUUUUGGGACUGAAGGCCAUCCCGGGAGUCGCAGGACAAAUGGAGGGAAAUGAACUCAGCUUACAUCCGGACGCCGUUCCUGCUCAGAUCAGACUGUCUCUGAUGCAUCCUAAACCCAACGACGACAACAUCCUGCGGCUGCUGGAGUCGAGGAGAGGCGAGAGAGAGGCUCAGGCCUACGCCAAGAAGCGAAGACAGCGAGAGAAACAGUCCCAGGAGGGGAUUUAACCCAAAACAAAAAACACAAGACAGUUGUUCUUCUUCCAAAAAUAUACAAUUUGUUUUAAUGAUCUGUACCAAAAACAUGGGAGAAUCCACUCCGACAGAAACACUGGUGAUGGAUGAGCUGUGGACAGGAUGCUGAGAUAUAGGUUUAAUCAAAGACUUGCAUUUAAACAGCGAUCAAUAAUCCGUCUGCUUCUCUGAUGCUUUGUCUAAUCAGUGCAAGAAAUAGCUAUGGAUUUAAUCAACGAUGCGUGUGUAUGAAUAAAAUAUAUAUAUAAGACGAGAUUUGACACAGUGUGACAUGUCAAAGAUACGGAAGAGGAUUAGGGCCACAUGUGCAUAUUUUUUUAUUCUGACUGUCUUCCCAAAGCAAAAGAAAAACUGAAAACUUAAUAAAGUCAUGAUUCUUGAAAAAAGUAAAAAUUCUGAGAAAAAAGGUAUUCAAUUUUUGUUCCUAAACUUCUCAGAAUUCUGACUUUUAUCCCAGAAUUAAAAAAAUGUUCAGA